AUGCCCGGCCCCCUCCCCUCCUUCCCCUCCUUCCCCACCCAGCCAAUCCCCUCCGUACCCACCCCCUUUGCCUCCACUUCCUUCAGCACAACCAGCAUGACCCACGGCCUAACCAUCAACACCACCAGCAUGCUCGAUCCUGCCGCUGCGGCCGCCUUGCACCACUCUUACGGCUAUCCUGGAAAUCACACCGUGUCUCCCACGGCUUUGCAUGGUGCAUGGGCGGCUCACAUGCCUGAUAUGAGAGGACCUACUUACGAUCUCAGGCGAGGAAGUGUCCAAAUCGAUCCAGCUUUGCAAGACGCAAGAGACCUCGGACCAGGAUCUUCUUCCGCUGCUUCUUCCGCUUUCACUUCCCUUUACCACACUGGAAGGGACGAGGACAGUCCAAUUUAUGAUGAUGACGAGAGUCUGCUUUACAUCUCGAAUAUCCAUGAUCGCUCCUUUCAGAGUGAGCGGAACGCGGAGACGACUGAUAGAGAUAUCAUCCCAGAGGAACGCGCGCACGAGCAUGAUUCUGAAGGGAGUGAUUUCGAAUUUGGACGUCGAGGCUCAAGCUCCUCCACCCGGGGACGUGGUCGUGGAAGGGGUCGAGGUCGAGGCCGCCCUCCUGGUUCCCUCACAAGAUUUAGAGGUGGUCCAGGGAGCAGAGGUGGAAGGGGAAGCAGAGGUGGCGGCGGAAGGGGCUCAAGGGGUGGGCGUUUGGAGCCCAAGAGUCAGGGUGGUAAAGGCGGCUGGACCAGAAAUCCGGUAGCUUGUACGAAUUGCCAGCGACGACAUGUCCGAUGCGAAGGCGAUCCACCCUGCCGACGUUGCGAAGCCAGAAGGAUUACUUGCGUGAUCGCUGACCAGGAAGGGGACAGACCCCUCACCACCAGUGUACCGUUACACAAUUCUGGACGACCCGCGUCUUCUCCCUCCCCCAAUCGCCCUUUGCCUGCCAGCGAAAACAGUACGCAACAGCAAGAUACGGCGCCUCCCAAGAGGAAGAGGGGAAGGCCCCCCAAGAAACGGGACGAUGACGUUUGA
Messenger RNA from Cryptococcus amylolentus CBS 6039, 1029 nucleotides. RefSeq lists its product as hypothetical. Lineage: Eukaryota; Fungi; Basidiomycota; Tremellomycetes; Tremellales; Cryptococcaceae. Gene Ontology annotation, biological process: regulation of DNA-templated transcription. The transcript is spliced from 2 exons. Gene Ontology annotation, molecular function: DNA-binding transcription factor activity, RNA polymerase II-specific; zinc ion binding; DNA binding. The record is from RefSeq and is a predicted model, not a curated record. Bases 1 to 1029 code for a protein of 342 amino acids.